This is a messenger RNA of Colletotrichum karsti, 1962 nucleotides long. RefSeq names its product F-box domain-containing protein. The record is from RefSeq and is a predicted model, not a curated record. NCBI's taxonomy places the organism in Eukaryota, Fungi, Ascomycota, Sordariomycetes, Glomerellales, Glomerellaceae. Gene Ontology annotation, molecular function: protein binding. The coding region runs from base 1 to 1962 and encodes 653 amino acids. The transcript has 2 exons.
AUGAAGCUCGCCAUUCGGCCACUGCAAAAGAUGAGGUUCUUCCAAAAAGACAAGGACAAGAAGAAGCAGCAGCAGGUCCAGCAUCAGCGGCAGCUAUCCGACAACAUAGCCGACCACCAGCUGUCCAAGUACUCAACCCAGGUCCAGCAGAACUUCCGCAAUCACAACUCGCCGCUCUACCUGCCCACGCGCGCCUCCACCCUCCUCUUUCAAAAUUUGCCCAAAGAGAUUCUUCCGCGUAUCUUUUCCUUCGUCUGUCCGCACACUCAAGAUGAGACCUACGAGACCUGCGAAACGAGCGCCAUCUUCGACGCAUGCAUGCUCUGCGACCUGAGGGAUCUGGCGAACUGCGCUCGGGUCUGCUGGAAAUGGAACCAGGUCGCCAACGCCGCGCUGUAUCACAGCAUCCGGAUCGACGCCGUACACUACUGCCCCCGCGAAAUCUACCUUUCCGAACAGCGGAAGCGCAAAACCUUCUUCAAACGCAAUGCCGACCCCGAAGAUACCCCAGCUGUUCGCCUGAAGUUGCUGUGCCGGACUUUGAGAGAGGACCCCACGCGGUUCGGCUCGAGAGUUCGGUACUUCAAGGUUCCGUACAUGCUCCGAGAAGCCGCCACGGCGGACCUGGCCCGCAUCAUCCACGUGCUCCCGAAUCUUCUCUAUGUCGACCUUCCCGAGGGCCUGUUUGCCGACGAACAUGGUUACGCCACCCUUAGAUUGGAGGUCGAGGCUAGGUGCCGUGACCUCCGCAAGAUGACAUACCACGGAGGCUCGGAGGGCAGCUUGUCCAAGAUGGCCAAUGGCGGAAUAUGGCCGAAUUUGGAGGUCUUGGAGCUGCACAAGAUCAAUAUGGAUCCCUACAUCUUACGACACGCGCUGGCCAGCUUGACGCAGCUCCGGGCGCUGAAGGUCAUGGACUCGCAGGCGUUCUCGGAUGACAUUUUAUCUCGCAACGAGGACCUGCCUCCAUUCCCACCAGUGGAGGAGCUGAUCCUCAGCAACACCCCGAAUGUCACCGCCAACGGUCUCACCGAGUACUUGGGCCGAGCCGACACCCGCAAUAUCCUCACGGUUCUGUCUCUGUUGCGAACGGGUGUUCAUCCGGCGACGCUAGCCGAGAUUCUUUUGGCUGCUCAGAGUCUUCAAACGCUCGUUAUCGAGGCCACGGUGAGCGAUGCAUUCAAGAGUGGGCCGAGAACGCGGCGGCUUGCGUCAACGUCUCUGGAAUCACUUCGUUUCGAGAUCACCGCCGCCAAGUCAGCUGGCCCUUACUCCAGCGUCACGGCCAGCUACUACACAUAUCUGGCUGCAUCUCUCCGAGGCAAUGGAAUGCCCAAUCUCAGAUCAGUCUAUGUCCUAGAUGAGCAUUUCCAGGAUGAACUCGAGGGUCUGCCGCGACCCCAAGCGCCAUUCUCUUUUGGCAACAAUGCCAGACCCAAAUCUGCACAUUCAGUCACAUCCCACCGGCCCAUGUCGGGCUUUAACGGCGGAGGCCGCGGCGGCCUUGCUCCUCCCAAUAGCGGUGGAAUGGCAAUCCCCCGGCCUUUUGCUGCAGCAUCAAAUGUCCGCGCCUCUCAACGCUUCAGCUCUACGAAUCCCUUCGCCGGCACGGGCCCACUUUCCCAUCCCCUGACGAUCUACACAAAAUCAGACGACGAUCUGGACUGGUCGUCUGUGAUGCUUCAGCCUACGGCACCAGCUGGGGGCGGUCACCACCGAGGCGGUAGCAUGAGCCUUCACGGAGACCGCCCGAUCAGCUCCUACGGUCUGGGCGCGGAUAUCGCAGGACUUGGAUGGAAUACCGCGGCGGCUAGGAAGAGCGUCAUGGUCGGUAACGGCGCGGGUAUGUUCAUGGCCAUUCCCAGCCAGAGCACGGGCGGAAGCAAGGGGAGCGACGAAGAUUACUGGCCGAGACCGAGCACCGCGAACAACGAGAAAAAGUCCGCGGACCUUUGGCGGUGA